UUGAUUGUUCUACCCCUGUUCCCACUCUCCCUACCCUCCCCGUAAUCUGUGACCACCGGGAUUUCUCAAAUACCACAUCAGCUAGAGCUGAUGUCGACGGAACAGGACACCGGGGCACUGCCACGACGCAGUGCCAGGCUUGCAGUUCGUACCCGUUCUGUGGUACCUCCACAAACCAAGUAUCAGCAACAGCGACUCAGCAAGCGGACGACUCCAGCGGCAUCGAGUACAGCACUGACAGUACCGGUUACCACCGGAGUUCUUCCCGCAUGUCCGGUCCAAGGGACCCUUGAACCGUUGGCUGACUACCUUGGGCGGCUACAGGUAUUCACAGAUGCCGUAGCUACCGCCAAGGCUCAGCAGGAGGCAGCAGAGGCAGAACGUCAGCGGCUGGCCAAUGAGGCGGCAGCCCAAGCUCAGCAGACUGCUGAGGCUGACGCAGCGGCACGAGACAGACGGAAUGCCGCCAGCACGGAGUCCCUGAUUCAUAGUGAGAAUCAGUGGACAACGCUACUCCAAGGCAUGAUCUUUGUGCCUAUGGAUGCGCAGGCGGAUCCGACACCGGCGGAGGCAGAGAGAAGUAACCUGGCUAACUUGCUGCUGGGCAUGAUGAGGGGAAUCAUGUGGAAUAACACACUGCUGCAAGCACACCUGCGCACGGAACGACAGCAAAGACAAAAGCACCAGCAAGACGUGGCCGCUUUAACAGCUGCCGUUCGCGCCGCAGCAACACAGCAGCAGCAACAACAGCAGCUGUUGAACUCCACUCUCACACGCAUCAACAGCAUGGAGGCUAAGGCCUCAGCAGCGCCACGCUGCACGACAGACGCGACGAAGCAGCUCAACGAGCGCAUCGAUCACGUCGUCACUAUCAUUGGCGAACUAGGUGAUUUCACUAGUCCGGCCACGAUCAGCAGCACGGUGGCCGCCAUCAAGACGAGCAUCACCAAACUGCAGACGAGACCGGACGCCACUACAAAGAAUUACAAGAUGCCGCACUUCAACAUCAGCAAGUUCGACGACUACAACAAGACGGACGCCUUGACAUUGUGGCAAAGUUCCCUCACGGAAGCAUCAUGCCACACUGUCCCGGCUAACGACAUGAUGAAGGCGCUCUACUUACAACUGAUUAGAGGAGCGCAGGCAUGGAUGAACCAUCUGGCGGCUACCAAGAAAUGCACCAUCGCCGAACUCCACACACACAUCACGUGGAAGGAGUUCAAGCAACUGUGGUUCACUCGCUUCAUGGUCCACAACGUCGUGAAGGCGGCCAUGAACGAGGUAUACACCUGCUCGCAAGGAAGUAUGCCAACUCGAGACUGGACAACCAAGUGGCAAAAGAUAGUGACCACGCCAGGCUUCGAUUUGAGUUUUCAUAACCAACGAUCCGAGUUCUUCUCGCGAUCGUGCGCCGGACUGCUAACCGCACUCGGCAACGAGUACGAUUACGCCUCAUUCCAGGCCAUCCUGGAUCGUGCGAACUUGGUCAUCCAAACGGAUGACAAGGCCGCAAACGAACGGCAGUCCCAGCCGCAUUAUGUGGCUAAAAUUCGCGACGCCAUAGCUCGGAAUGACGUCAAGGAGAUGGGCCUUGUAUUCUUGCAUGCUCUCCCCUCGUCGGACGGACCAGCCGGGUCACCGCCGGACCCACGCAUCGCUCACCUCUUGGACGAGUAUGGAGACGUCGUCGAGGCUCCCACCGGAACGGUUCCGGAUCAGCCCAUACGUCACGGGAUCACUCUCGAGGCUGGCGCCGUCCCUCCACGUGGAUGCAUCUACCGCAUGAGCGAAGAGGAACUCGAGGUGCUUCGCGCACAACUCGAUGACCUUCUCGACAAGGGCUGGAUUUACCCUAGUUGCUCGCCAUACGGUGCCCCUGUUCUCUUCGUCCGGAAGAAGGACAAAGAUCUACGGUUAUGCAUUGAUUAUCACAAACUUAACGCACAAACCGUAAAGAACGUCGGCCCUCUCCCUCGGAUUGAUGAUCUCCUUGAGCGGUUAGGCGGCGCGACGUACUUCUCGACGUUGGACUUGAAGUCGGGUUACCACCAGAUUGAAAUCCAGCCUCAAGAUCGGUACAAGACCGCGUUCAAGAUGCAGUACGGGCAUUUUGACGUCCUCAUUAACCUUGAUGACAUUUUGGUUUAUAGUAGGACGUUGGACGAGCACAUCGUACACCUUCGCACUGUUUUGGAUCGUUUGCGACUGGCCAAGUACAAAGCGAAUCUCGACAAGUGCAAGUUCGCCAAGCAGGAGCUUGAGUACUUGGGUCAUUUUGUCACGCCGAAAGGCAUUCGUCCCUUAGCGGACAAGAUCCAAGCCAUCGUGGAUUGGCCGGAACCCCGUUGCACGACGGAUGUACGCUCUUUCAUGGGUUUAGCUGGAUAUUAUCAGCGAUUUGUCGAGUCAUACUCGAAAGUGGCCGCUCCUUUGUCGAGACUUCAGUCCCCGAAGGUGCCCUUCAAGUUCGACGACGCAGCCCGUGGCGCGUUCACUACGUUGAAGGCAGCGAUGCAAGCCGCACCUGCCCUCCGUAUGUACGACCCCACCCUUCCUACCCAAGUGAUUACGGACGCUUCGGGAUACGCGCCUGAGCUCGCACGACUCUUGCACACCGGUUGGAUUACCAACCAGGGUGUUCCGGAAGACAUAGCGAGCGACCGAGAUACUCGCUUCAUGUCGAUUUUUUGGACUUCCCUUAUGGCUGAGUCCGGUACGACAAUGAAGCCGAGCUCGGCUCGGCACCCGCAGACGAAUGGCCAGACAGAGCGAGCACACCAAACCGCUCAGAUGAUGUUGCGUACGCUCAUCCGUCCCAACCAGAAAGAUUGGGUUGACCGGCUUCCCGACAUCGAGUUCGCCUAUAACACUUCGGUGCACCCGGCGAUCUGCGUCACACCAUUCGAGCUACAUCAUGGUGGAGAGAAAGCACGGAUCUUCGCUGAUCUCCUUCUGCCACAGGCCGCCAACAUAGACGUCCCUUGCUCUUCCGCUUCCGUUCGGAAGUACCGGGACUUGCUGAUCAAAGCCCGCGCGAAUAUGCAAAAGGCUCAAAUCCGCAUGCAACAGCAAGCUAACCGACGUCGACUUCCAUGUCCUUUCCGCGAGGGAGACCUUGUUUGGGUCCUCUCCGAGGAAUUUGCGCUCGAGCAAGACGUUUCACGCAAACUCCUUCCGAAAUGGUUUGGACCAUGGAAAGUCACUUCUGUCGUUGGAGACGACCCCGCAGGUCCUUCCUUUGUGGUCAACAUUCCUCCGCACCUGACAGUGCACCGGGUCUUCCACGCGUCGAAGCUGGCCAUCUACACGCCACCUUCCGCCGACGAGUUCCCCGGCCAUCGAUCACAGGAUCCGCCUUCUAUGGACGGACAUCAGGAAGUUGAUCGAGUCAUCACGCACCGCAAGUAUGGCAACAAGCCAAUGCAGUUCAAAGUCACAUUCAAACAAUGUGCGCCUGACGACCCUCGGUGGAUCUCUAGUGCAGACCUGCAGACUUCUGCACCCCUUAUCUUCGCCGACUAUGAGAAGCGACGCCUUGCCAAGGAAGCAGCUCGUCCCGCCCGACCCAUCCCGGUAUCGGACAGACAACUCCGCCCUCGCAGGUAGCUCGGUCUUUUAAGAGGGGGAGUGUGUUACAUCUUCGACGCCACACGGGUCCUACCGGACCCGACUUAGGGCUAGAGGGACACAUUAGGGCCU
This is a messenger RNA of Chara braunii, 3699 nucleotides long. The record is from the annotation of a GenBank genome assembly. NCBI's taxonomy places the organism in Eukaryota, Viridiplantae, Streptophyta, Charophyceae, Charales, Characeae.